Plasmopara halstedii is the source of this 1044-nucleotide messenger RNA. RefSeq lists its product as hypothetical. Bases 1 to 1044 code for a protein of 347 amino acids. NCBI's taxonomy places the organism in Eukaryota, Oomycota, Peronosporomycetes, Peronosporales, Peronosporaceae. The record is from RefSeq and is a predicted model, not a curated record. The transcript has a single exon. Gene Ontology annotation, molecular function: metal ion binding.
AUGUUAGCAUUAAUGCGGGAUGUAGAGCGUGAAGUAGUGAAUAGCAUGAUAGGAAAUCAUGAAAUGAUGACAAUUUGGACGCCUCGAAUGCGCAAAAAAGGUAUUGAUUACUAUGUCGACGAUACAGUCGCGAAAGGGUUUGCACGAUUCUGCUGCGUUGGACAAACAGACGCUUCUGUAAUCGACAUGAUGCCGAUGUUCGUUAGUACUCAUUCUAAAACGAUGCUGAAGAACGCGCGCAUUAUGAAUGAGAAGGUGAAAGAAGCUAAAAUUUUGUCGGUACUUCAGCCAGCUACAGGGUCUCAUCCUUACAAGUCUGUUUACAUUCGAUACACAUCCAUGGACACACCCAAACUUAUAUACGGACGCGACAUUUGCGUCUGUGUUUGCACUGACGUUAUCAAAACAAGGGACGGCUCGACAGUAGGUUACUGUCUUUGGAACUCGGUGGAUAUGCCCGAAUGUCCAGAUCGAUUCGACACAGACAAAGUUGUUCGAAGCAAAGUGUGGAAUUCGGGCUUCAUUUUUCGAAAUUCAGGAAAGCUGAACGCAAUGACAAAAGUGUGCUUCAUCGUUGGCAUUGAGCUAUCGUGUGUCGCUCCACAAAUUACAAGUCGCAUAUACAUGACGAUCUUCGGGGGCAGUUGUAGUCGCGUAUGUCAGUACUACAGAAAACGAUUUAUAGACCCCGAAAAUUUUAAACAUCGGGCAGAAUGGAUAUCUAAACACGAGACUCAUGACUGUUACGUGUGUUCUCGCUUGUUUAAUCCAUUUAUAAAGAAGUACAAUUGCAUGAGAUGUGGAGAGGUGAUUUGUAAACGCUGCUUCUUUAUGGAAGAAAUCAGUGUGCGAGGCGCAAAAGUCAUUCGUGUUCGUAUUUGUCACUAUUGCUUGGAGGACAAAGGAAUGCUGGCUUGGCAUCUUCGUGCAAUUGCAACCCACGACAGCCAUCACUGUCUAACUUGCAAUGGAGCUGGAGUCAAAGAUCUCUUGCGUCAUGGGUCGGUGGAAGCUUCACAAUUAUACAUAAAAAACAACAGUUAA